ACCAUGGUGCGGUUGCAUGUGAAGCGCGGCGAUGAGAGCCAGUUCCUGCUGGAGACGGCCGCCAGCGCGCGUCUGUCCGACCUGACGCCUCUCGUCGCCCGUAUUUACAACGGGAGGCUGAAGGUGCAGCGUCUCUGCUCAGAGAUGGAGGAGCUAGCAGAGCAUGGUACUUUGUUGCCUUAUAAUAUGCAAGGACUGACAGAUGAGCAAAUUGAAGAACUGAAGUUAAAGGAUGAGUGGGCAGAAAAGUGCAUACCAAGUGGUGGAAGCAUCUUCAAGAAGGAUGAAAUCGGGCGAAGAAACGGACAUGCUCCAAAUGAAAAAAUGCAGCAAGUUAUAAAGAAGACAAUAGAGGAAGCCAAGGCAUUAAUCUCUAGGAAACAAGUUCAGGCCAACGUAUGUGUUAAUAUGGAGAUGGUGAAAGAUGCAUUGGACCAGCUCCGAGGGGCUGUGAUGAUUGUGUAUCCAAUGGGAUUGCCUCCACAUGAUCCAAUUAGGAUGGAGUUUGAAAAUAAAGAAGACCUGUUGGGAACUCAAGCUGCUCUUGAAGUUAUAGAAGAAUCAGAAGCACAAUUGUGGUGGGCAGGAAAGGAGCUGAAAGAAACAAAGGUCCUCUCUGAUUAUGUAGGCAAAAAUGAGAAAACAACCAUCAUUGUCAAGAUACAGAAAAAAGGACAAGGCGCUCCAGGGCGUGAACCUCUGAUUAGUCAUGAAGAGCAAAAACAGAUGAUGCUGUAUUACUACAAAAAGCAGGAGGAACUUAAGAAACUAGAAGAGGAUGAUGAUGACUCAUUUCUAAAUGCUGAAUGGGCAGACAGCCAUGCUUUGAAAAGACAAUUUCAUGGUGUAAAAGACAUCAAGUGGGGGCCAAGGUGAAGCCCUACAACCACUUUUUUGCCUCUGGAAGCUGGUUGGUUGAUACACUUAUUUCCAACGAGGAGUUGUGUGCAGUGGAUUCUUCUGAUGAAAGCUGAAAUCGUCACUUCGUAGCAGAUGCCUGUUUCAACUUUAGGUUUUCAGUAAAUGUUUACCUUUCUGUGUAACUUGAGCAGAACUUGUCUCUGCAAAGGGCAAAAUCAAUCCUGUUGGAGUUUGUUAUUUUACUAAAAACUUAUAAUUUGAAUGUUGAAUUACUGACCUAUU
Molecule: messenger RNA, 1143 nt
Organism: Indicator indicator
Lineage: Eukaryota; Metazoa; Chordata; Aves; Piciformes; Indicatoridae
Gene: CFAP298
Product: cilia and flagella associated protein 298
Exons: 7
Coding region: 4-876 (290 amino acids)
Biological process (GO): regulation of cilium movement
Source: RefSeq, a predicted model, not a curated record